Cladophialophora immunda is the source of this 2721-nucleotide messenger RNA. RefSeq lists its product as uncharacterized. Gene Ontology annotation, biological process: microtubule-based movement. Gene Ontology annotation, molecular function: microtubule binding; microtubule motor activity; ATP hydrolysis activity. NCBI's taxonomy places the organism in Eukaryota, Fungi, Ascomycota, Eurotiomycetes, Chaetothyriales, Herpotrichiellaceae. The transcript is spliced from 3 exons. The record is from RefSeq and is a predicted model, not a curated record. Gene Ontology annotation, cellular component: kinesin complex; microtubule; nucleus. The coding region runs from base 60 to 2396 and encodes 778 amino acids.
GUAAAGUUGACCUGCAAAAGUAAACCCAGCUGCCGCAAUACCGACUCUCGCUCGUCAUCAUGGACAACUCGACCAAGAUGGCACCACAAACCUCUCUGUUCCAGGUCUAUUUGCGCCUUCGCCCACCAUUCCAACUCUCGCAGUCAAGGCCUGAACCGUGGCUCAUCGUGGAGCCACCGAGCGCGGUAGCCGAACGCGACGAAAAUGUGGGCAAUUCAUUCUCGAGCCACAUCACCCUACAACCUCCAAACGACUCGAGAAAGCGCGCGAUCGAGAGAUUUGGAUUCACGAAGGUAUUCCAAGAAGAGGCGGCACAGUUAGACAUAUUCGACGAGUCUGGGGUGGCAGACACGAUAAAGAGUGUGCUGCAGACCGGAAGAGAUGGUCUUGUUGCCACACUGGGAGUUACUGGUAGUGGGAAGAGCCACACAAUCCUUGGAUCCAAGUCUCAGCGGGGACUCACGCAGAUGACUCUCGACGUUCUCUUCAGAUCAAUUGGCGAGAAUAUACGUCGACCGCAUCACCCAGAUCUCCCCACGGAUACCAGUCUCCUCUCAUCUCUUCAAGCGUCUGAUCCCACUGAAGCCCAGAUCUGGUCGGCAACCACCUUCCUCGAGUCAAUCUACGGCGACGGCGACCGAGCCAGAUUAUCACGAGCCCAGACACCUAUGUCACGCGCUCAAACUCCCAUGAUGGAAUCUAUCGGCCACCCCGUCCGAAGGCCUCCUCCGCCUCGACCGUCCACAUUCCCACAGAAUCCUGAUGUAGGAGCCUAUACAGUGGACAUCGAACAGCAAGCCGAGUACGUUGUCCUUGUAUCAAUGUACGAAGUAUACAACGAUCGUAUUUUUGACCUGCUGUCGAAUCCCACGUCGCCUAAUGCACCACCCACGUCGACACGGCAAGGAGCAGCUUUGCAGAAGGGCUUACUGCGGCGUCCAUUACUGUUCAAGAAUACCGAAAUGUCGCCAGAAAUGAAAGUGGUUGCUGGGCUCCGGAAAGUUGUGUGCGGAAGCUAUGAUGAAGCAAUGAUGGUCUUGGAAACGGGCCUUACCGAAAGAAGAGUGGCAGGAACUGGAAGCAACAGUGUCAGCUCCAGGAGUCAUGGCUUCUUUUGCAUCGAAGUGAAAAAGCGAAUGAGACCAAAUUACAAUGAUGGGUAUCUGAUGGCCUCCCAACCUCCCUGGACCGGCGGAACCAUGACCAUCUGUGAUCUGGCCGGGUCCGAACGCGCUCGCAAUGCCAAAACCACCGGAUCGACGCUGGCGGAAGCAGGAAAGAUUAACGAAAGCUUGAUGUACCUCGGGCAGUGUCUUCAGGUCAUCAAUGACUGCCAACAGGAAGGAAGCAAGCCCAUCGUUCCCUUUCGACAGUGCAAGCUCACGGAGCUUCUCUUUUCCAAUUCCUUUCCGUCCUCAAACCAUGCCGCCAUAUGCAGACCACCACAAAAGGGCGUGAUGAUUGUCACUGCUGAUCCUUUGGGAGACUUCAAUGCCACGAGUCAGAUUCUGAGAUAUGCGGCUAUGGCUCGAGAGGUCACCGUUCCAAGGGUUCCUAGUGUGACUAGCACGAUUUUGGCUGGGACUCAGAGCAAGAUAUCACAAACGGGUCGGUGCACUCCGAACGAUGUUGCAAAUGCGUAUUUUAUCACGAAAGAACUGGAUCAGGCAACCCAUGAGGCGGCAAGACUGGCUGAAGAAUGCGAUUUCCUGGCUGUCAAACUCGCGGAGGAAGAAAUCAAACGCACGGAGGCAGAACUGAAGCUGCAGGCAGCGGAAGAGAAGCUCGCUGUCAAGGAGCAAGAAGUUCGCGAGGAAUGCUGGGCAGAGAUGGAAGAACGGCUGGAUGAAGAGAGAGAAAGAUGGAGAACUGCAUGGGAGCAAGAGAGACUGCGAGGAGAGGCGUACGUGGACGGCAAGCUCGAAAUUCUCGAGAAAACGGCAAAGAUCACGAUUCACGAGGAUGCUUCCAGUGAUGGGAGGAUCGAAGAGCUUGAGCGAGAAAACGAAUGCCUCCGUGCCAAGUUGCGAGCUGUGCAACAAGAGCUCCAAACAAAAAGUCCGACAAAGAAGUCUCGAAGCGCGGCCACGUCCCGGUCCCCUGUCAAGGGCUUGGUUUUGCAAGAGUCGUCCAACGCCAACAUUGCGACCAACCCUUUUCUAGCUUCACUAAGGGCGUCAACCAAAGAUCGAGACAGCGAGGCGACACUCAAGCCCAGGAAGAGCGACGAUGGGCUGGACAUAUGUGAUGUUUCGCCACGGAAGCUAUCGUUGAGGAGCUCAAGUGCAACCAGGGUCUCAGUGCUGGAAGACUCACAACCUGCAGUUCCAGCUGUCAAGAAGCAGCGCAAAUUGACGACGCGCAAGUGGGAUCUCGGUGAUCCGGAUGACAUUUGAAUUAGAUACCACGGGGGCAUUCAUGUCCAUUAGGCGCUUGACAGAAUAGCUCAAGACGCUAUCGAGUUGUGUUACUCAGUAUUGGAGAGUGGUGUAAUAUUCGUCCACGCCUUUGUCACCCCCCAGCAUGGCACUCAGUCAUUUUGGCGACUUUAGAGCCAGUGCGUACACCGCACAUGAGACAAAUGGGCGUCAGAGGCAUAGAAAGUGUCAGAAGUCUCAAGAAGCGGAUUGGGCUUAUUUCGCCAACAGGAAAACUACUCGAGCGUGAGGCGCGCGUGAGAUGAGGAAGGCAGAUGAGAAGUGGAACGGGAGAUGGUCAAAC